AAAAAUACUAGUUUUAUAAAGUUUUGGCAUGUUUAGAACCAUUUUGAUUCAUAUACAGGUAGUAAGAUGUAAAGAAACUAAAAAAAGUCAAUCGAAUGAAAAUAGUUUUCGCCGUAUUUCCGUAAGCUAUUACUUUGUAUGAUAUUUGCUCAUAUUAACUCUGUAUUCAAUGUAUUCGUCUAUUGUUCAAUUCAAAGUUUGUGCCAAUUCUCACCGAUUUUUUUUCUUUUCGCAGAUCGAAUACAAACACGAACAUCCACACAAACUAGCGGAGUGAAAAAUGUUCAGCAAAGGGUUUCGACUAUCAGCCAAUUUGUGCAUAAAAUCUGCACGUAAUUGGCAAUUUAUAUUCAUGAUAUGCAUUUUGGUGCACGCGAUUGAUAUGUGUAAUGGUCACGGCCGCCUCAUCGAACCCCCUAGCCGAUCAUCAGCUUUUCGAUAUGGCUUUCAAACACCCCCAAACUAUAAUGAUCACGAAUUGUAUUGCGGUGGUUUUGCUCGACAGCAACGCAAUGGUGGCAAGUGUGGAGAGUGUGGUGAUGCUUGGGAUAUGCCACAACCUAGACCAAAUGAACAUGGCGGGAAAUUUGGGCAAGGUGUUAUUGUGAGAAAAUAUAAUCCAGGCGCGGAUAUUACAAUUCGUGUGGAACUUACAGCCAGUCAUAUGGGCUAUUUCGAAUUUCGAAUUUGUCCUGAAUUGGCAGCGAAGCAAUCAUGUUUGGAUAAGCAUGUUUUGGAAUUGCUGGGUGGAACACCAAGUCAACCACAACCGAACGACUUGAAAACUCGCUUCUAUCCAAGAAAUGGCAGCCGAAUCUAUGACAUCAAAGCUCGUCUUCCACCAGGCCUUGAAUGCGGAAAUUGUGUUCUUCAAUGGCGAUAUAUUGCUGGAAAUAAUUGGGGCAUGUGUGAGGAUGGCACUGGUGCUGUGGGCUGCGGACCUCAAGAAGAAUUUCGUGCAUGUAGUGAUGUCUCAAUAGGUGAACAUGCAGCAGCACCUCCAUUGCGACCGAUUCGCCCUGGAACAAAACCAACGAAACAUGGCAAAAUUACAGAUGCCACCAGAAGUACGCCACCAACCGAAGUCGAAACGUUCGAGGAGCCAAUCUACGACAGUUCAUCACGAUAUUUGGGAGCAAUUGUCAUUAUUCUUUCAGCUCUUCUUGUUGUUCUAUGUUUGCUAUUUGCCAUUUAUUUAUACCAUUAUCACGGAAGUCGUGUCAAACAAUUCAUACACUGGAAUCAACAACAUCAAAAAUCGCCAACGGGUGACAUGUCCGCAUCCAAACCAGUUUCAAUCGUUUCUCCAACUUAUCCCCCUCCAGCAUUCGACCCACCAGUACCGCCUCCACGAACAAAACGAUUAUCGCAAACACUCAAUGAAGUUACUUCCUUUGAACCAAGCGUUAUCAGCGGAUAUACUAGAUAAAAUGUAGUCAUAACCAGUAUCUAGCCAGCAACAAAUCCAACACACGAUUUGCUUUAAUAGACAUUUAACGAGGGAGAUAAUGAUAACCUUGUGGUACUUGCAGAGCAAAGAGAAAUCUUUCGAAUCUCUCGUAGCCAAUUAAAAAUAGAAUGUAAUUAUGUAGUAUAACGCAAUGACUAGUUUGUAGAUCCAAUUUGAAUUUGAGAAUAAUUUUUUAUUUAAAACCAAUUAUUAUGGUCAAAGAAAUUGCGAUUUUCGAAUAUAUAUGUACGUUAAAACGUUACACAUUUUUGUACAAAAUGUACAAAUUUUAAUGACUUUGCCAAACAAAUCCACACAUGUUCAUGACCAUUGACCCAACGCUACGGUUUCUUCUGACAGUUCCCAUAUAACAUGAACAUAAAUGGCACUGAAGCGCCAACUGGUGCUAGAACCUGUACUACGUACACUGAAUGGAAGCUUUUUCACUCUUGUGUUGACGAAUUCGACAUUGAUUUUGACAUUCUGUUUGUAGCACCAGUUGGCGACAACGAUGCGAAGUCGUAGCGUUGCAUUGACCACAGAAAAUUCGGAUUUGAUUAAUUAACCAAAUUUUGCCUGAAUGUUGGUCCCUUCUGUAUGUCUUCUAACUCCUUGUGAUUUUUUUGAAAAACAUUUAUUUAUUGCUACAAAAACAAGACGUCAUCAUUAUCAAUUACAGAGUGUACUUACAGAUGAAUUCAUCAUCGAUAUUUAUUAGAUAAAUCGUAUGUGUUGCGUUAUUGUAAUGUAUCCGCAGCAGAAAAUUCAUAUUUCUUUCCGGAUUUUCCAAAUUUUAGGCUGAUUCUAGAGGAAUUCUGUAGAAAUAAUGAGAUGGAAGACUUAACAGAACACAUAGACCAGGUCGGAUCCAUCUGCUCCCAAGAUCUACUUCCAGCUCAAUCAAUAUUUCAGAAGUUCUUCAUAAGCUCUCUCUGUUUUGAGCUUAUAUGCAAAUAUGACUGAGUUGAAAGGAAUUUAUGGAGUAAGUCGAUCCUGUCUAGUCCAAUAACGCAACACAUACGAUUUAUCUGCUAAAUUCAUCAAUCGAUGAUGUAAGUAAACUCUGCUUCACCGCUUAAUUGCGGAUAUUUCAUUUAUUCUAAUCACAUUUAAAAACAUUUAUAGUGCAAACCAUCUGUAAAUGUGAUUUAAUAGUUAAAAAUUGAGUUUCUAUUUUGAACAAUAAAGAUGAAAAUAAUGAUGUGGAGACAAUUUAUGAACGAAAAUUAAAUCUUGAAAUUUCGUGAUAUAUAUUAUUGCAC
Molecule: messenger RNA, 2712 nt
Organism: Sitodiplosis mosellana (orange wheat blossom midge)
Lineage: Eukaryota; Metazoa; Arthropoda; Insecta; Diptera; Cecidomyiidae
Exons: 7
Coding region: 281-1429 (382 amino acids)
Source: RefSeq, a predicted model, not a curated record